AGAGAAGAUAAUUGCACCUAAUCAGUUUAAGUUUCAUAGUCAGAAAUCGAGGUAUACCAUCGACUUAGUGAUUGUGAAUCAUGAAGCUGCUUUCUGUACUUUCUGGAGUUUUACUCCUUACUACUCUCACGACUGCUAAGUUGGACAUCCCCAAUCGACUAGGGAUUGCACCGAUCGUCGACAAAUUGGAAGAGGCGCGUGAUCGAUUGCACGAUGGCAUCUUCGGAAAUAAGGCAGAGGAUUUGCCAGUUGCCAGGGUGGCAGUAGAUUCUGAUGGCUCAGACGCUUCUGAUGCCUCUGAUGCGGCUGAUGGCUCGGACGCCUCUGACGUUGCACAACCCGAAUCUGAUGUAUCUGCUGAUGAUGAACAACCGGAAUCUGAUGCUCCUAGUGAUGAUGCACCUGAAACACCCGCUGAAACGCCAGCAGAGGGCGAUUCUGACGCUGAAGCUCCAGCAAAUGCUGACGCAUCCGAUGCUUCAAACGGCUCGGAUGCCGCCGACGAUGCACAACCCAACUCUGAUGCAUCUACUGACGAUGGACAACCUGAAGCUGCUGAGGGUGCACCUGAUACACCUGCCGAAGGCGACGGCGCCCUCGAAGCCUCACCAACUGCUCCAUCUGAGGAAACCGGAGAUCAACCUGAUAAACCGGUUGAUAAAGGCCAUCGCGGACCAGGCCGUUGGGGCAGACGAGGAGGUCGCCGUUGGGGCAGACGAGGAGGUCGUCGUUGGGGUAGACGAGGAGGUCGUCGUUGGGGCAGGCUAGGAGGCCGCCGGUGGGAUAGACGAGGAGGCCGCCGUUGGGACCCACGAAGACUUCGUUCUUGGCAGGCAAGAUCAAAUGGCGGUCAACAGAGUAUGAAGCCACACCCCUUUGCCUUGAAAGCUCUUAAAGCAAGACGAGCAAUAUUGGAUCGUGCCAUAAAUAAACUUGAACGUCGCAAUUAAGGCGAUUAAUUAUGGCGUAAUAAACAGUCGUUGUUUAUCAGCAA
Messenger RNA from Hermetia illucens (black soldier fly), 994 nucleotides. RefSeq names its product surface protein-like. The record is from RefSeq and is a predicted model, not a curated record. The coding region runs from base 81 to 950 and encodes 289 amino acids. NCBI's taxonomy places the organism in Eukaryota, Metazoa, Arthropoda, Insecta, Diptera, Stratiomyidae. The transcript has 2 exons.